Molecule: messenger RNA, 354 nt
Organism: Prunus armeniaca (apricot)
Lineage: Eukaryota; Viridiplantae; Streptophyta; Magnoliopsida; Rosales; Rosaceae
Source: the annotation of a GenBank genome assembly
AUGUCAACUCAGAGAGAGAGAGAGAGAGAGAAGGCGCAGGACAGUGGAAAGAGAGGGAGCGCGAAAGCGGGCAGGUUUGGCUUUUGCCUCUAUGCAACGAUGUACUCUGUUUCUUACUUCUUCUCUUCUGAUUUCUGGAAACUUAUUCAUUACGUUGGGGCUGGGUUCAGAUGGCAUGCCACCUCCUGCAAUGCUUUGCGGUGGUUUAUGCUUCCUGUGACACGUCUUGGUGCCCAGUGGCUGAUUAUUAUUCUUACCCUCAUGCACAUCAGAUUUACUUGUUAUCUUAUCCAUCCAUUGGAGCAGCACAUAUCGUUUCCUUGUUAUGCUGUAAUAGGUGCUUCCUUUGUCUGA